UGACCAUGUUCACCCUCAUCUGCCAGAGCUGACUCUCUGCUGAGAUGCCUUGGCCUGGGCUCUACUCCUCAAAUAUGCUGGCACUAUCACUAAGUCAGCCAUCCUCAUUGUCAGCCAAUGUGAGAGAGACUGUCAGGAUCACCUGCUCUGGGGCUAGCAGCAACUGGUAUGGCUGGUUCCAGCAGAAGGUCCCUGGCAAUGCCCCUGUCACUGUGAGCUACGACAACACCAACAGACCCUCGGGCAUCCCUUCGCGAGUCUCUGGAUCCUUAUCCGGCUCCACGGGCACGUUAACCAUCACUGGGGUCCAAGCCGAGGACGAGGCUGUCUAUUUCUGUGGCUAUGACAGCAGUGCUGCUCAGGCUCUUGGUGAUGGCUCCCUGGUCCAGGCAGCAGCAGUGACUCAGCCAUCCUCAGUGUCAGCCAAGAACUGGAGGUUCUCUUGUUCUCCACCAUGUCUGAAGGUCAUCGUCCUUGUCCCUACAAAGAUCAGUGUGGCUUUGUCCCCCAGUCUGUCACAUCUUGCUACUGAUGACCAUGUCCUCCUCCUGCUGCCUCUGUGCUGGGGUGCCUUGAGCUGUGUCACUGUGAUCUAUGGAAGCAACAGCAGACCCUCAGACAUCCCUUCGCGAUUCUCCGGAUCCUGGUCCAGCUACACAGGCACGUUAGCCAUCACUGGGGUCUAA
Molecule: messenger RNA, 686 nt
Organism: Vidua chalybeata
Lineage: Eukaryota; Metazoa; Chordata; Aves; Passeriformes; Viduidae
Exons: 4
Coding region: 45-686 (213 amino acids)
Biological process (GO): immunoglobulin production; immune response
Source: RefSeq, a predicted model, not a curated record